AUGGGCACGGAAAUAUCACGUGACAUUCGACUUCAAUCGUUCUGGCAGGAAGAAACGGACCAAAUGGAUUCCCAAGAUCCUAGCCAAGUUUUUACCCCCGCUGAUCGAAUCCGCCAGUUGAAUGAGAUUGACAAAGACGUAACAAAGCUCCUCAAUGCUGCAGGCGUUGCGAUAAGCUCGCUGAGCAAUUCUUCCUCCGCCACUGCAGGACAACCGUCGAGUGAACUCCCCCCCGUUGACGGGACGCUGGAAUCACAUCAAGCAGCUUUCAAAGCCGCGAGCUCCCAAUACUUCGCCCUGCUCUCGUCCAUUGAUGUACGAUUACGUCGCCAAGUAUAUGCUCUGGAAGAGGCGUCAAUCAUCAGACCUGAUUCAGCUGAGAUGGCAGGCGGUGGCGGUGGGGGAACUACCUUUACAGUUUCUACUUCGGGAGGAAUUAACCCGCUUGACACUAGCUGGCUGAAUAGUCGAAAGGAUACGGUUGGGAAGGAUAAGGAGGCAGAGCUAUGGGCGGAAGCCAGCAGGUUUGCGACACAGCUGGAGAAGGGCAAGGGGGGAUACAGGAAUGAAUCUGGAGGGGGGGAUGGGGAUGGUUCUUCGGAGGAAAUGGAAACCAUGGAUGUGGAUUGA
Molecule: messenger RNA, 630 nt
Organism: Paracoccidioides brasiliensis Pb18
Exons: 3
Coding region: 1-630 (209 amino acids)
Biological process (GO): regulation of transcription by RNA polymerase II
Cellular component (GO): mediator complex
Molecular function (GO): transcription coregulator activity
Source: RefSeq, a predicted model, not a curated record